AUGCCAUCUCUCGCAUCUACCCACACCAUAAACGUUUACAAAAGCGCUCGCGACCUGCCGCUUGAAGUCUGGGAGGCAUUUCACGCGCAUCCGAGAAAUUCAAACAUUAUAUAUCCGCAUGCCAGCAAGGCGAAACAGCAAUCCCGCUCUAAUCCCAAUGUCGAGAGAGAUACUUGGAUCGUUUGUACAACCCCUGGGGGGCGCGGUCGAUCGUCUUCCCUGGACUUUGUGCUCUCUUGCACAGAAGGCCCCCUUGACUCAUACCCUAUAUUCAUCUUCACUCCUAUCCCAAUCUCCCACCUCGAUCCUAAUCAUUAUCGUCCUAGACUUCGAGGGCUGAUCCAUGCAUUGCAAGAAUGUGUUCCACCAGAACGUGUCUUCUCGGUGUUUUCUUUGAACCCCAUAUCCCGGGCAUUCGCGGACAUAUGGACCCAUCAAACGGGAAUCGGGUUGGACGACGAUCCAAUCUAUUACGAAGCCAAAUUGACGUAUUGUACGAAGGCAACCCUGACGCAUAUCCGGCCGGAUGUACUCCAAAAUACGACUUAUCGCCUGCGUCUUGCUAAUGAACGAGAUGUUCCCGAAGCGGCUAAGUUGUGUCAUGGGUUUGCUGCAGUGUCGGAGCCAUUUACAUUGAACAAAGAGCAGGCUAUCCAAGAGGCUGCUCAUUUGAUACGCAACAAGCAGUUAUGGGUGCAUGACGUUAUGGUAUCGGACUUUCGUUCGGAGAUAGCGUCGAUUGUCGCUGUUACACGAACUAGCGAAACCGUAGCUAGCGUCACGAAGGUAUUCACAGAUCCGCGGUGGAGACACUACGGGUGCGCAGAGCGUCUCACCCGCCAUGUGACCCAAUGCCUUCUUGAAAGUAAAGAUAGCGUUAUGCUCUACGUUGCACACAAUAAUCCCGCAGCAGCCAAGGUUUAUCAUCGCGUUGGAUUCGUGGGGCUUGCGCCUGGUUUGGGGCCUGUAGAAGGAGUUGAUUCGUGGCUAGAGCUUGGGUUUGACCGCAAUCUAGUGGAUCUCGGACACUGGUGA
Molecule: messenger RNA, 1035 nt
Organism: Fibroporia radiculosa
Lineage: Eukaryota; Fungi; Basidiomycota; Agaricomycetes; Polyporales; Fibroporiaceae
Exons: 3
Coding region: 1-1035 (344 amino acids)
Molecular function (GO): acyltransferase activity, transferring groups other than amino-acyl groups
Source: RefSeq, a predicted model, not a curated record